CCAGUGGACAUGGCCGAGUCGCUUCCCCCUGAGAUGCUGUCUUAUAUAUUGAGCUUCCUCCCUCUGUCGGAUCAGAAAGAGGCUUCCCUGGUGAAUCGAGCUUGGUACUAUGCAGCCCAGAGCGCCCUUCGGGAAAUAGAUGUUCGGUACAUCAUCCCUGUGGCAUCUGCCUCCCUCACCUCGAUCAAGAGCCUGAGCCGCAGGCAUGUAUCUUGUGUUAGGCUUACCAAUGUGGAUAGCUCUUCAGACUCCAGUAAUGUGCUACAGUCCAUCUCCUACUACCUAGGCCCACACCUGCACAGUCUGUCCCUAGGUGGGGGCACCCUGACAGAAGCUUCUUUUAUAGAGCUCAUCACAAGCUGCCCUGGGCUCCAGGUCUUGGACCUCAGUGGCUGCAACAGCCUCUUCAUGUCAGGGAUGCUCCUGGACCAACCUGAAACAGUACAACAGGUGCAGGAGGCCCUGGCAAACCUCCGGGAGCUCAACCUGGCUAACCUGCGCCAUUUGGCAGACACCAGCUUCAACCGCCUGAGCAGCUGUGCCCCCAGACUGGAGCGCCUCUCCCUGGCCCGCUGCCAUAUCUCCUUUGACCCCCACCGCAAUCUGUCUGUCCAUGACUCUUCCGCCACCCUUUCCUUCCGAAACAUACUCCACUUCCUGAAGGAGCGAGCCAGUCGUCUUGUGGCCCUGGACCUGAGUGGUACAAACCUGUCCCCCACAGCUCUUCAGGCCCUGGGACAGGUGGUGGGACUCCAUCUGCAAGAGCUGACAUUGCGGGGCUGCCGAGACCUCUCCACUGAGGCUGUGGCCACUCUGUGCCGUCAGCAGCGAGGCCUAACCAGCCUGGACCUGAGUGGCUGCUCAGAGCUAGCAGAUGGGGCCCUUCUGGCGGUGUCCAGGGGCCUACAGGGCCUGCGGCAUCUGCGGAUGGAGAAGCUGCAACGGCUGACAGAUGCUGGCUUCUCAGCCCUGCAUGGGCUUCGGGAGCUGAGAAGCUUGGACAUAGCGGAGUGCUGCCUCGUGAGUGGAAGGGAGCUGUCCAAGGCACUGGAGUUCCCAAAGGGUCCUCCACCCCACCUCGCAUCUCUCAGGCUAGCCUACUGCUCCUUGCUGAAGGACAAGUCAGUGAUCUCCCUAGCUCGGGAGCUCAGCUCCAGCCUGAGGAUGCUAGACCUGUCAUCGUGCGUGUCCCUCACCAACAGCAGCCUGCUGGCCAUCUCUGCCAACCUGCCCCAGCUCACUGUCCUACGUCUGGCUUGGUGUAAGGAACUCACUGACUCGGGGCUCCUGGGGCUGAUGGAUCCAGGCGAGGAGAAGGACAAGGGACAGAAGUUAAGCAGGAACUUUGGAGACAUGGGCUUCUUCCUCCCACAGCUGCCUCCAGAGCCCUUGGCCCUCCUCGAGUCCCCUUCCCAAGAGACUGCCAACAAGCAGCUCACCCCCUCCCUGCUCAUGCUGAGGGCCUUGCAGGAGCUCGACCUCACUGCCUGCAGCAAGCUGACAGACACCAGCCUGGCCAAGGUCCUGAAGUUUCCCCAUCUGAAGCAGCUGUCCCUGAGCCUGCUCCUGGAGCUCACGGACACAGGGCUGGUAGCUGUGGCCAAAGGAUGUCCCAGCCUGGAGCACCUGGCCUUGAGUCACUGCAACCGCCUGAGCGACAGGGGCUGGGCCCAGGCUGCCAACAACUGGAGGAGGCUCCAGCAUCUAAACCUGUCCAGUUGCAACCAGCUCACGGAGCAGACGCUGGUCACCGUCGGAAAGGCGUGCCGGCGGUUGAAGGUGCUGGACGUGUCCAUGUGCCAGGGCAUCAGCAUGGCUGCCGUGGAGCACUUCCAAGCCCAGCUGCCCCAUGUGACCUGUGUCCAGUCCCGCUUUGUUGGGGGGGCUGACCUAGCCAUGAGCCUCUGAAUAAAG
Molecule: messenger RNA, 1914 nt
Organism: Trichosurus vulpecula (common brushtail)
Lineage: Eukaryota; Metazoa; Chordata; Mammalia; Diprotodontia; Phalangeridae
Gene: LRRC29
Product: leucine rich repeat containing 29
Exons: 7
Coding region: 10-1908 (632 amino acids)
Biological process (GO): SCF-dependent proteasomal ubiquitin-dependent protein catabolic process
Cellular component (GO): SCF ubiquitin ligase complex
Molecular function (GO): protein binding
Source: RefSeq, a predicted model, not a curated record